ACCACUCCUGGUCUGACCAAACAGUAUAAAAAUCGCGGACUCGAACAAUUUUAGCUAAACGAGAGUGGGAGAGAGCUUCAAAUUCCUCAGAGUUCCAAAACCUUAAACCCAAAUCUCUGAAAACCCUAAUUACUAUCUGCAAGCCCCUUUCUCUGUGGAAUGGGAAAGGGCCAACCAGAGCAACAGCAACCACGGAUUUCAGUGAAAGACACAGUGUACAAGCUACAACUCGCUCUCCUCGAAGGCGUCAAGACCCAAGACCACCUUUACUUGGCUGGCUCUAUUAUCUCUCGCUCCGACUACAAUGACGUCGUCACAGAGCGCACCAUAGCCAACCUCUGUGGCUACCCUCUCUGCUCCAAUGCCUUGCCUUCCGAAUCUUCUCGUCCCCGCAAGGGUCACUAUCGCAUUUCGCUCAAGGAGCACAAGGUCUACGACCUCCACGAGACCUAUAUGUAUUGCUCCUCACGCUGUGUUAUCGAAAGCAAGGCUUUUGCUCAGAGUUUGGGCGAGGAGAGGUGCGAUAUCUUGGAUUUUGGAAAGGUUGAAAAGAUCUUGAGGGCUUUUGGGGAUGUAGGUUUUGAUAAAGGUGAAGUGGGUUUCGGGGAGAUUGGGGAUUUGGGGAUUUCUAAGUUGAAGAUUGAAGAGAAGGUUGAAACGGGUAUUGGGGACUUGGGGAUUUCUAGGUUGAAGAUUGAAGAAAAGAGUGAAACAGAUAUAGGGGAUUUGGGCGCCAUUGGUCCAUCUAAUGCUAUUGAAGGCUAUGAUUUGGGCGCCGUUGGUCCAUCUAAUGCUAUUGAAGGCUAUGUUCCACAGAAAGAGAGGAUAUCCAAGCCAUUGGGUUCCAAAAAGAACAAAGAAGGGUCCAAAGGUAAAGAUGCGAAGAUGAGCAGUGGGAUGGAUAUAAUUUUUAAUGAGAUGGAUUUCAUGAGUACUAUAAUCACUAGUGAUGAAUAUAGUGUGUCAAAAAUCCCGCCAAGUGUAGGGGAGCCUGAUUUUGAAACCAAGUUUAAAAAAUCAAAAGGAAAAGUUGGUCUUAACAAGAAUGAUUCUGUAAAGAAAUCCAGACAAUCAAAAGGAGGGAAAAAUAAGAAUGUCAAGAAAGAUGAUGUUUGCAUUCGAGAGGUGCCUUCGACCUCAGAUGCUUCACAAACUGUUUUGAAUGGAAGCACUAAAGAAGAAAAAGAGGAGUUCAUUGUUGAAAAGGCUGAGCAAUCAGGUGAGGCCUUGCUAAGAUCCUCUCUUAAACCUUCAGGGACAAAGAAACUUAAUCGUUCUGUUACUUGGGCUGACGAGAUGAUUGAUAGCACUGGGAGCAGAAACCUUUAUGAGGUGAGAGAGAUGGAACAGAUAAUGGAAUACUCUGAUGCAUUUAGCAGUAUGCACAAGCCUUCAGUGGAAAAUAAAGUUGGUUGCUCUAAUACCUGGUUUGAUGAGAAGAUUGAUAGCACGAAGAGUAAAAAUAUUUGCGAGGUUAGAGAAGUGCAAGAUGCUGAUGUUUUAGGGAGUUUGGACUUGCAAGAAAAUGAGAUUUUGGAAUCAGCAGAAGCCUGUGCCAUGGCAUUGAACCAGGCAGCAGAAGCUGUUGCAUCUGGAGAAUCUGAUGUCAGUGUUGCUGUUUCGGGAGCUGGAAUUAUUAUAUUGCCACGUCCAGAUGGUUUGGAUGAAGAAGAGCCUACUGAGGAUGUUGAUAUGCUUGAACCAGCACAAGCUCCUCUGUGGCCAAGAAAGCCUGGAAUUCCAUGUUCGGAUUUGUUUGACCCUGAGGAUUCAUGGUUUGAUGCUCCACCAGAGGGUUUCAGCGUAACCUUAUCACCUUUUGCAACAAUGUGGAAUUCACUCUUUACAUGGAUAACAUCUUCUACAUUAGCGUAUAUAUACGGGAGGGAUGAAAGUUUUCAUGAAGAAUUUCUCUCAGUUAAUGGGAGAGAAUAUCCUCCUAAGAUUGUCUUGGCUGGUGGUCGCUCUUCUGAAAUCAAGAAAACUCUGGACGAAUCUUUUGCUCGGGCUCUACCAGGAGUUGUUUCCGAACUCAGGCUUCCAACACCAAUAUCUAGUUUAGAGCAAGGAAUGGGCCGCAUGUUGAAUACGAUAUCCUUUACUGAUGCGAUACCAGCAUUCAGAAUGAAACAGUGGCAAGUGAUUGUUCUUCUUUUCCUCGAGGGUCUCUCUGUUUGUAGGAUCCCUGCACUCACUCCUCACAUGACAAAUAGAAGGAUGCUGUUUUACAAGGUGCUGGAGAACACCCAGAUAAGUGCAGAACAGUACGAGCUUAUGAAGGAUCUCAUAAUACCCCUUGGCCGAGCACCCCAAUUCUCAGCUCAGAGUGGUGCCUAAUGCCAAGGAACAUUGACUUCAAACGGUGUCAGCCUGCAUGCCAUAUACUAGGCCUAAAGCUGUCGUUGACGCGUGCAGCCGGAAGAAAGACUUGAAUGCUGAAGCUUUGUACAUGUCUCUUGCAGCCAGAAGAAAGACUUGGAAGUCUGAAGCUUUGUACAUUUUUUCUGAAUAUUUAAAGGAACAAAAAAUGUAUAAAACUGAGAGAUUUUCACAUACUGAAUUAUUUAAAUGUGUCAUUAUUGUGGGUCAAAUUGUUGAAGGAUUAGGAUAAGGAGUUAAUAUGACAGCACGACUUUGUGCUAGCCACAAUCUUAUUAGUCUUGAUUUGUUCAUUAAGUUUGACUAUUAGGCAUCCAAUUAGUGUCUUUGUUCA
Molecule: messenger RNA, 2713 nt
Organism: Prunus dulcis (almond)
Lineage: Eukaryota; Viridiplantae; Streptophyta; Magnoliopsida; Rosales; Rosaceae
Product: putative RNA polymerase II subunit B1 CTD phosphatase RPAP2 homolog
Exons: 6
Coding region: 160-2337 (725 amino acids)
Cellular component (GO): nucleus; cytoplasm
Molecular function (GO): RNA polymerase II CTD heptapeptide repeat phosphatase activity; RNA polymerase core enzyme binding
Source: RefSeq, a predicted model, not a curated record